Molecule: messenger RNA, 332 nt
Organism: Symbiodinium sp. CCMP2456
Lineage: Eukaryota; Dinophyceae; Suessiales; Symbiodiniaceae
Source: the annotation of a GenBank genome assembly
GUCGCCUUCGUUGCUCCCGUCACGUCGAAGUCUUUGCCCACGGCGCAGCUCGCCUCUUCAGCUCCAGCUCCACAAGGGCCCUCCUCGCCCUCCACGCUCCUUGGUGGGUCUGCAGCGCUUGGUGCGGCAGCGGUGGUGGCUCUGGCCUCCAGCUCGGGGAGGAGGCGCGUGGCGCGGAGGGCCGAACAGGAACUGGCCAAGUUGCCAAAGCACAUGCAGCCUGUGGACAUGAACAAGGAGUACCCGGCCUACGUGAAGGGCAAGAACGAGAACUCCAUGAUGCCGCAGCUGGUGGGCGACUGGGGCACGCCGGUGCCAGGUAGCUACAAGGA